CACCGAGCCAUGGAGGCUGCAGGGAGCGCGGAAAACCGGGAGAGCCGAGCUCCGGAGCGCGCACGCCGCAGCCCGCAGCCGCUCCAGGUCCCCGAGCGCCCUGCGCAGCGCGGGGCUGCAGACUCCGGAUCUGCAGGCUUCUGGAGGCCGUGGGAAGCCCGAGGCCGGCGGGAGGACCGGGCGCCGCGCCACGCUGCGGAGGUGAUGCCCGGUGGCCAUGGAAUGAUCGCAGCCCCAGGAAAGCCUUCCCAAUUCAGACACCCGCUCAGACUGUUAUGGCCAAAAUCAAAAUGUUAUGAUUACUUAUAUCAAGAAGCAGAAACUCUUCUGAAAAAUUUUCCAAUUCAAGCCACAAUUUCAUUUUAUGAAGAUUCUGAUAGUGAAGAUGAAAUCGAAGAGCUGACCUGUGAAAAUUAAGCUAAUCCUGGUGAUAUUUAAGGCUUGUAGGAUUUAAAUUUAGUGUAAAAAUGUAUCAUAUUUUUAAAAACUAAUUUAUUUGUAUAUAAGUUUUUAAUAAAAGGAAAUCUUUUGAAAUUACUAUGGAAGUUGACCUUUUUAAAACUCCCUACACUAGAACUUGAUGUUGGAAUUUAAAAUAGGUGACAUUUACAAAUAUCUUAAUUGUGUUAUAAUUAUGUAGUUAGGGCUUACAAAGCAUAGUUUUGGUCUUUUUAUUAAAUUACAGAUUUAUCUUUAAAAUUUUGCAAAGAAUGACAGUGUUUAAUUUAUCAAGACCUGAUCUUGUAACAUCUGCACUUUCCUAUUGAUCUUAUUAGAUGUUGUAAUUGCAGAUAAAAUUAUUCAUACAGACUAUACUAUGUAUUUUAGAUAAUGAAGAAAAUCAUCUUAUGUUACCAGUCACACAUUUAUUAUUACGUGUUUGCUAGCAGAUAGUAAAAAGUCAUUAUCUAUAAUUGAGAAUGUAAGUGCAUUUUAGGACUCUUAAAUUUUAGAAGUUAUAAAUAAAUAAUGAGUUAAGUAAUUCUCAUUUCCUACUUUCUACUAUUUUAAAAGUAAAGUAGCAUGGGUGUUCAAUGUCCAUUAUAUUACUUAAGGGAUCUUUAUAAUUAAAAAGAAAUGUUUCAAGAGUUAUUUACAUAGAACCUAAAAAAUUGGAGCCUAAUGACAAGAAUUCAAAAAUAUUUUUUAUGUGUGUUCAAAGAAGAGCUAAGAUAUUUGGUUGAUAUGAAAUAUUCUUCAACCUUAUCAACUUUCAUUUUGUUCUGGUUACCAGCUCUUGAUACUCACAUUUGAAAUUUUUACCAUGGGAAGUGAAAAUAAAUGCUCAGUGAUUAGUUUUUCUUACAUAUUUGCAGAAAAAUGCUUCGUUUAAUGAGACAGAAAAUGAGCAUUUUAAAAGGUUAAGGUUAUUAUGGGAGGGGUGGGGAUACAAGUGGCACAAGCACCUGCCUGGCAAGGCAAGGUCGGGAGUGCGAUCUCCAGUACCAAAAAAAAAAAAAAAAAAAAAGAUACGGUGAUAUCGUAAACUACUGUCGUAGAGUUUGAUUCAUAUACAGUCUUCUCACAAUAAACAGUUCAAUGCAGGUAAAAAUAUUCCUAUAAUAUUCUAGAAUGAUAAUGGGUAGAAAUGACACCAGAAGUAGCUAGAUAGCUAAGAUAUGCUUCUUGCUUGAAUGACCACAAUAUUUUCCUUAUACUAUAAAAUUAUGCAAAUAUAACUUUGAUUUCCAAGCACUUUGAGGACUAGAGAGUUGUAAUAAAUUUCAAAUCGUGACAAUGUGUUGAGUCAGGAAAGUUAAUAAUAAAAAGAAUUUGUUUUAAAACUG
Molecule: messenger RNA, 1787 nt
Organism: Cavia porcellus (domestic guinea pig)
Lineage: Eukaryota; Metazoa; Chordata; Mammalia; Rodentia; Caviidae
Gene: Ripply2
Product: ripply transcriptional repressor 2
Exons: 4
Coding region: 10-417 (135 amino acids)
Biological process (GO): embryonic pattern specification; negative regulation of transcription by RNA polymerase II
Cellular component (GO): nucleus
Source: RefSeq, a predicted model, not a curated record